Megalops cyprinoides (Indo-Pacific tarpon) is the source of this 3929-nucleotide messenger RNA. RefSeq names its product T-box transcription factor TBX3-like. The transcript is spliced from 7 exons. The record is from RefSeq and is a predicted model, not a curated record. Gene Ontology annotation, cellular component: nucleus. NCBI's taxonomy places the organism in Eukaryota, Metazoa, Chordata, Actinopteri, Elopiformes, Megalopidae. Gene Ontology annotation, molecular function: RNA polymerase II cis-regulatory region sequence-specific DNA binding; DNA-binding transcription factor activity, RNA polymerase II-specific. Gene Ontology annotation, biological process: cardiac chamber development; heart looping; central nervous system development. The coding region runs from base 638 to 2779 and encodes 713 amino acids.
UUGGUGCUGAGAUCUCGCCUCUCCUCUGCCUUUCUCCUCUUAUUUCUUUUUUGAAAUGUGUGUGUGUGCGCGUGAAAGAGAGAGGGGAAAAGUGUGUACAUGUGUGUGCGCGUGAGUGUUGUGUGGAACAGGGAAAGAGACGAAUUGUUCUGCUCAAUAGAAACAUCUCAACACAUCUCUCUCACAGCGAGAAGGAACCAAGAGGAGAGUAAACACAUUUGAAGGAAUACCGAUUUUUUUUUUUCAAGAGACAAGGAAAACCAACAACAGCAAGCGAAAUAACCGUGACUCACCCUGCUUGAAUAAGCGAAAGUGUUCUGACGAUGCACUGUAAAAAUUAAACAAUUCCACCCGUGAAAAAAUACAGCACCCCCAGAAGAUAAAAGGGAUCACAUUUCGGUACUUUUCAUGGCAGCAAUUCUGUUGGAAUUUCGAAAGCGGCAAUAAAAUCUUACUUGAAGUAAAAUAAUUCGUAGCUACUGGAAAUGCAUUUGUCGAAACAGUGAAGAAUUUUCAAACUUGAAGACUGGCAAAAGAAAUGCGCGACUGAAAUAAACUUUACCGUCUACAGUUCUUCGGUAUCAUACGCGUGAAUAAAGUAUCACAGCAUACAAUUGGAAAUCGUGUGGCGAGGUGGAUGAGCUUCCCGAUGAGAGAUCCAGUUAUCCCAGGAACAAGUAUGGCAUAUCACCCAUUUUUACCUCACCGCGCUCCGGACUUCGCAAUGAGCGCAAUGCUGGGCCACCAGCCUCCCUUCUUCCCGACCCUUGCACUGCCUCCCAACGGCUCGCUGUCUCUCCCCGGUGCUCUCGGGAAGCCCAUUAUGGAUCAGCUGGUCGGCGCCACGGAAACCAGCCUACACUUUUCUUCGCUAGGGCACCAGGCAGCUGCUGCAGCUGCUCACCUCAGGCCUCUGAAAACAUUAGAGCCCGAAGAAGAGGUGGAAGAUGACCCUAAAGUUCACCUGGAAGCAAAGGACCUUUGGGAACAGUUCCACAAGCGUGGCACUGAAAUGGUUAUCACAAAGUCGGGAAGGCGAAUGUUUCCACCGUUCAAAGUGAGGUGCACCGGCUUGGACAAGAAAGCCAAGUAUAUUUUGCUGAUGGAUAUUGUUGCAGCCGACGACUGCAGAUAUAAAUUCCACAACUCGCGCUGGAUGGUGGCGGGGAAGGCCGACCCCGAAAUGCCAAAGCGGAUGUACAUUCACCCAGACAGCCCGGCCACUGGCGAACAGUGGAUGUCCAAAGUCGUCAAUUUUCACAAACUUAAACUGACAAACAACAUCUCCGACAAGCAUGGAUUUAAUUGUUUCCUGUUGCAGACGAUUUUGAACUCGAUGCACAAAUAUCAGCCCAGAUUUCACAUCGUGAGAGCCAAUGACAUCCUCAAACUUCCGUAUAGCACGUUCAGGACAUACGUCUUUCCCGAAACUGAGUUCAUUGCUGUAACCGCGUACCAAAAUGAUAAGAUCACACAAUUAAAAAUCGACAACAAUCCGUUUGCAAAAGGAUUCCGUGACACUGGAAAUGGACGAAGAGAAAAAAGGAAACAGUUAGCUCUGCAGUCGAUGAGGUCCUAUGAAGACCAACAGAAAAAAGACACAGGGACGUCAGACGACUCCUCCGGCGAGCAGGCUUCCUUCAAGUGUUUUGGUCAGGUGUCAGCCGUUGGAGCCCCGGCAUUAAAAGAGGUCUGCGAGAGCGACGAAGAUAGCGACGAGGAAAGCAAAGACGGGAAUCAACAGGACGGGCAAGACUCCAGCAAAAUUUCCACGACUACAGAGGACAUGAAGGAUGACGAGGCACAAACCACCGAAACGCAUCUGUUCGCCAGCGAUACUACAAACCGGGAAAAAGAGGACAGUAUGAGAACUGAAAAAAGCCCAGCGGAUUCGAGACAGAGUCCAGUUACGAUCAUUUCAAGCACCACGCGUUCUUUAGGUGGGGAAGAACUCAAGAGUCCAGCGAGAGAACCACCAAAGGCUGAUGACUGCAGGUCUACAAGCAAAGAGAAUUACGCGCCUUUGACUGUUCAGACGGAUAGCGGCGCUCACAUAAGCCAGGGUCAUUUGCAUAAUUUUGGAUUUCCGCCUGGUUUGGCAGGACAGCAGUUUUUCAACCCUUUGGGUGGCGCUCAUCCCUUUCUCCUUCACCCUAGCCAGUUUAACAUGGGAGGCGCGUUCUCCAACAUGGCCGCUGCAGGCAUGGGCCCUUUACUGGCAGCUGUGUCCUCUGGUGGAGUUAGUAGCAUGGAAACGGCCAGCAUCGCGUCCCCACCUCAAGGCCUCACUGGGACACCUGGACUGCCCUUUCAUCUUCAGCAGCACGUCCUGGCGUCGCAGGGUCUCGCGAUGUCUCCAUUUGGAAGCCUUUUCCCUUACCCUUACACCUAUAUGGCGGCAGCUGCUGCCGCUUCUACUGCAGCCUCUUCCUCGGUCCAUCGCCAUCCUUUUCUGAACGCAGUGCGCCCUCGUCUCCGAUACAGCCCUUACUCUAUCCCGAUGAGCGUGCCGGACAGUAGCACUUUGCUCACAACAGCCCUGCCCUCAAUGACUAGCAGCGGCAUGGAAAAAAACAACAUGGCAUCAAGUCCGGUAUCGGCAGCCCUUGACUCAACUUCGGAGGUCAACAGCAGGUCCUCGACCAUAUCAUCUGGCUCAAUCUCCCUUUCGCCAAAAACCUGUUCCCAGAAAGAUUCAACCAACGAACUGCAAAGCAUUCAACGCCUGGUCAGUGGACUAGACUCAAAACAAGACAGGCCUCGAAGCCUCUCUCCCUAGAAAGCGAUAAAGAAAAGUGAAAACAUCAGAUUAACAAUACUGACAAUUACCAUGGGCCUAAUUCUCAUAUCGGUUAUUGUACCUUUCUAGCUAAUGCGAGUAUGGGUUGGAAACCAACUGAACGUAUUAGUUUUUAAUGCACUUUGUUGAAAAUAAGAUCGGAGGUAUAGUUAUCUUAUGUAACAUUAAACAACAAUUUUGAAUUGUCUUUGACCUGGGUCCCCCACAAGUACUGAAACUGAAACAGCUGGUAAUAAUUAGAAUAAUAAACCUAUUAAGUCGCUGCUAUGUCCGAUCCCAACGUUAUGUUUAGAGGUGCUGAGAGAACGAAUUAAUCCAGUAUGUACAUGGAACUGGUUAUGUUGGUUUGUAUCCCUAAACUUGGUAUAUCAUAUCGAGUCUGCAGUGUUUGAGAUUAAAUGAAUAGCUAUGUGUGUGGAUAUCAUUAAGACAGGGAAAAUGACAUCGUUUGCAUGUCCCACAAUACCAGUAUCUAGUUUACGAACUUGUCAUUUUUAAAACUUUAUAACUUCAUCAGAACAGGACAAAGUAAAUUACAAAGACAUAUGUCUAAGACCAUACUAGCAAAACACAGAAUUAGAAGACUAUUCCCCUAUCCAUUGCUUACCCACGUGCGUCCGAUUUUAACUGUCUCAUCUUUACUCAACGGGAGAAGGAAUCUAAACGUGAAAAAAAUGGAAACGUGAACUAUAAAUAUAAAUAUCUAUAUGAAAAGUAUUUAUGUAAUUAUUUGAUAAUGCGUGUAAAUAUAUCAAUUAGAAGUCACGAGGUUCUGUCUUUAAUUUAUUGUUGAUGUACAUAACAGUGUAAAGAUUGUUUGUGAACUGCUAUGUUUUUGUCAUUCGCAUUUCAUAUGUUUCUCUUAAGUAUGGAGUUACCUGUGUCCAAAAUCUGCACCAGUCCCGACGACCCUCUUACAGCCUGUAUAGUUCUUACUGCUUACGACAUCAUGUGCCAUUGUGGUUUUUACUGUCUCGGUGUUUAAAUCCUACUGUUCAAAUGAAAUGACAACUCAGCGCACCAGUGGCUUGGAAAAAGUGAUGAAGAUUUUCUUUCUUUAAACAUUUUCUUUAAGUGUACGUUUAAAAGAAUGGAGUUCAUGAGUUCCGUACUGCAGCUUGAAAGUAAA